GGUAUCUGUAAAAUGGCUCCUAUACCUGAAGGAAUAGAAAAUAUUGAUACAAAGCCUGAAUAGAAUAAACAACUUGAACAACAAGAUGAAAAUGAAGCAGCUUUGUAAGACAAACCUUAAGAUUGGACAGAAUAUACAGGGAAAUUUAUAGAACCAUCUUUGCCUACUUAAUUUAGAGAUAAAGUUAAUUAUAAACCAACAAAUGAAAAUCGCAUUCUUCCUCCUUACAAAGAAUCAGAUGGCACUAUUUACAAAGGAUAAUGGAAUAAAGGGGAAUAAAAUGGAUAUGGAUAAAUGUUAAAGCCUGAUGGAACAUAUUUUAAAGGAUUGUGGAAAUCUGGUAUUUUUUCAGAAGGAGGGCUUUUAUAUCCAAAUGGGGAGUUUUUUGUAAAUCUAUUAAAUCAUUAUUUUAAGAUUGGGACAGCAAAAUAUGGAUAAAGAUAUUUUGCCAAUGGGGUAAUUUAUUAAGGUGAAGCUGAUCAUGGAAUUCCACAUGGUUAGGGAGAAGAAAUAUAUCCAAAUGGUUAGAAAAAUCAAGCAUUCUAUUAAUAUGGAUUAAAGGUUUAAUAAGAAAGUAGUCAAAACAAUCAAUGA
Molecule: messenger RNA, 594 nt
Organism: Paramecium sonneborni
Lineage: Eukaryota; Ciliophora; Oligohymenophorea; Peniculida; Parameciidae
Source: the annotation of a GenBank genome assembly